Gryllus bimaculatus (two-spotted cricket) is the source of this 1323-nucleotide messenger RNA. The record is from the annotation of a GenBank genome assembly. Lineage: Eukaryota; Metazoa; Arthropoda; Insecta; Orthoptera; Gryllidae.
AUGGGUCAAAAUCAAUCUGCAGGCGGUGGAAGUGGUGGCGACAAGAAGGAUGAUAAAGACAAGAAGAAGAAGUAUGAACCUCCAAUUCCUACAAGAGUUGGAAAGAAGAAACGAAAAACAAAAGGUCCUGAUGCAGCUAUGAAAUUGCCUCAAGUGACUCCGCACACAAGAUGCCGUUUGAAGCUAUUGAAAUUAGAAAGAAUAAAAGAUUACCUGUUAAUGGAGGAAGAAUUUAUCAGAAAUCAAGAACGCUUGAAGCCCCAAGAAGAGAAAAUUGAAGAGGAAAGGUCCAAAGUUGAUGAUCUCCGAGGGACUCCAAUGUCUGUAGGAACUUUGGAAGAAAUAAUCGAUGACAAUCAUGCUAUUGUUUCAACAUCAGUCGGAAGUGAACAUUAUGUCAGCAUUUUGUCUUUCGUUGAUAAAGAUCAGUUGGAGCCUGGUUGUUCAGUGUUACUCAACCAUAAAGUUCAUGCCGUGGUAGGAGUAUUAUCUGAUGAUACUGAUCCAAUGGUUACAGUGAUGAAAUUGGAAAAAGCUCCCCAAGAAACGUAUGCUGAUAUAGGUGGUCUGGAUACACAGAUUCAAGAAAUUAAAGAAUCUGUAGAGUUGCCUCUUACUCAUCCUGAAUACUAUGAAGAAAUGGGGAUAAAACCUCCCAAAGGUGUUAUACUUUAUGGUCCUCCAGGAACUGGUAAAACACUACUGGCUAAAGCGGUUGCUAAUCAAACUUCUGCCACAUUUUUAAGAGUUGUUGGAUCUGAACUCAUUCAGAAGUAUUUGGGUGAUGGCCCUAAAUUAGUUAGAGAGUUAUUCAGAGUUGCUGAAGAACAUGCUCCAUCAAUUGUAUUUAUAGAUGAAAUUGAUGCUGUUGGAACAAAACGUUAUGAUUCCAAUUCAGGAGGAGAACGUGAAAUUCAAAGAACAAUGUUGGAAUUGCUUAAUCAGCUAGAUGGAUUUGAUUCUAGAGGAGAUGUUAAGGUGGUUAUGGCCACAAAUCGUAUUGAAACUUUGGAUCCUGCCCUGAUUCGCCCAGGUCGAAUUGAUCGAAAAAUUGAAUUCCCAUUGCCUGAUGAAAAAACAAAAAGAAGAAUUUUUAAUAUUCAUACGUCAAGAAUGACAUUAGCAGAAGAUGUUAAUCUCACCGAACUUAUUAUGUCUAAAGAUGAUCUUUCAGGUGCAGAUAUUAAGGCUAUUUGUACAGAAGCUGGUUUGAUGGCUUUGCGUGAAAGGAGGAUGAAAGUUACUAAUGAAGAUUUCCGGAAGUCGAAGGAGAGUGUGCUGUAUCGCAAGAAAGAAGGUACUCCAGAAGGACUGUAUCUGUGA